AUGUCUUCUCUUAAGACUUUCAGGAUCAAGAGAUGCCUGGUCAAGAAGCAAAAGCCGGAUUGCCCCCGCCCCACUGGAAUGAAAACUGGUAAUAAAAUCAGGUACAGUGCCCAGAGAAGACACUGGAGAAGAACCAAGCUGAUCUAUAAGGAGUCACAUAUAGAGAAAAAGGUCUUGAAAGAUUCUCUUCAAACUGAUAAAUUUAACACGGGUAGGAAUUAA
Molecule: messenger RNA, 222 nt
Organism: Chrysochloris asiatica (Cape golden mole)
Lineage: Eukaryota; Metazoa; Chordata; Mammalia; Afrosoricida; Chrysochloridae
Product: 60S ribosomal protein L39-like
Exons: 2
Coding region: 1-222 (73 amino acids)
Biological process (GO): translation
Cellular component (GO): ribosome; cytosolic large ribosomal subunit
Molecular function (GO): structural constituent of ribosome
Source: RefSeq, a predicted model, not a curated record